Molecule: messenger RNA, 1362 nt
Organism: Rotaria socialis
Lineage: Eukaryota; Metazoa; Rotifera; Eurotatoria; Philodinida; Philodinidae
Source: the annotation of a GenBank genome assembly
AUGCGUUUAUUAUCAAAUCAAACUGAUCAAAUGCCAACAGCUUCGAAAGUAUUUUCGGAUCAUGAAAGCGACGAAUUCGAUGACGAUGACAACGACAUGAUGGUAGAUUAUUCUGAUGAUCAUCGUCAAUCAACAGAAACUUCAACACAUAAAAAAUUUAAAAAUCGAUCGAAACGAACUGGUCGAAAAUCAAUUCCAUUAAAAAAACGAUCACAUCUUAAACGAUCAAGUAAAUCAAUUCAAUCAUACGAUGGCUUUGAUACGUAUGAUAUGGAUGAUCUGAAUCCAAUAGAAAAUGGUCAAACUGCUGGUCAACGUCAUGCAGCUAAUUUACGAGAAAGAAAACGUAUGCAAUCAAUAAACGAUGCUUUUGAAGGUUUACGUACACAUAUACCUGUACAUCCAUACGAAAAACGUUUAUCAAAAGUUGAUACACUUCGUUUAGCUAUUGAUUAUAUAGCUUUUCUAAAUCGUUUAUUAACAAAUACAUCUCAAACAGAUUCAAUUCAUUCAUUACCUCAACCGUCGCAUCGUUUUCGAUCACAUCCAUCACAUCCUCAUGGUAAUAAUUGUCCUGUUUUAACAAGAAAAAAAAUCAUUCUAGAUUGUACACCAAUCAUUAAUGAUGAAACUAACGAAGAACAAGCAAUUUUGGGUCAUUCAUUAUCAUGGUAUGAUGCAUCAUUACAUCAUUUAGUUCAUCAUUCAUCUGUAGUUGCACCUGGUUGUAAUACUUAUCAUUCGGAUAUACUAGUCAUUACAGCUAAUGUAUGGAUACCUGAAAUGCUUUCAUCACCAAAUUCAACGCGCACAGCUACAUCACCCAUUUGUUCAGCUCUUCCGCUUAAUAUUCCAAUAAUAACUAAUCGUGAUUCUGUUCAUAUAAGUGAUAGUGAUAAUGAUGACAAUGAAGAAAAUGUAAGUCCAAUUGGCCUUAGCUCGAAUCAUUUACAACAAAUUCAAUCACAAUGGGAUAUGUCAAUCAAUGGAAACGAAUUUUUGCCUGUUUAUAAUAAUCAUCAUUCUCAUCAUCAUCAUCAACAACAACAACAGCAUCAUCAUCAUCAGCAGCAGCAACAGCAAACAACAGUUUAUGAAGAUGAUCAUGUUUGGUAUGAACGAUUAAGAUCGAUGGCAACAUCAAUUGGUAGUGAACAACCAUCAUCUUCCGAUUCAUCAUCGAAUGACAUUCAACAACAUCAUCAAUUAUUCGAUGUUUAUUCUCAACAUCUUCCACCACCAAUGAUGACUACAGUUAGUAUUGAUCCACAUAUGAAUUAUUAUUCAACUAAUCAUGCUCUUGAUCACUAUCAUCAACAUCAUCAUCAUAUACCUGAAUAUCAGACAAUGUUUUCAUUUUAA